AUGGGGUUUCUUCUUAUCAGUGGGAUCACUAAUCUAAUCAAGAAGUUCAUUGUGAUGAUUGAGAAUCAAACUAAUGAAAGGGUGAAGGCACUUCGAACUGAUAAUGGCACAAAAUUCAAGAACGCAGUUCUAGAUCAUUUCUGUGUUGACAAGUGUAUAUUGCGUCAGUACAGUGCUCUUCAAACUCAUCAGCAAAAUGGUGUUGCAGAAUGGCGCCAUCGUACGGAGGCUGUUAUUGAAGAUGAAGAGGAAGAUGUUGUGCACAGACCACAUUUGAUGCCUCUUACGACUCCUAUGGUGGAUGAAGUUAUUCCAAGUACUUCUUUAGGUUCUCCAAGUCAAAGAAUCAAUCCUGAUGCUGAAGCCACUCCUCUUACUCCUGUUGAAAGAGAAUUCAUGACCAGAGAUAUUUCUGCUGCUACUCAAUCAUUCAUGAAGCUUCUCUUUCCUGAACCAAUAGAGAAUAAAUACGUGGCAAGCACCUGUCAUGGUUCUAGAUCAUCUGAGGCGGAUGAUUCAAUUGAGGAAAAGAACGUGGAAAUGGCACUAAAUGAGCCUAGUUGGGUUGAUGUGAUGCACGAUGAACUUAAUCUAUUUGAGAAAUUAGGGGUAUGGAAGUCGGUUGAGUUACCAAAGGGAAAAAAGACUUUGGACAUGCGCUAA
Lactuca sativa (garden lettuce) is the source of this 663-nucleotide messenger RNA. The record is from RefSeq and is a predicted model, not a curated record. Lineage: Eukaryota; Viridiplantae; Streptophyta; Magnoliopsida; Asterales; Asteraceae.